Molecule: messenger RNA, 855 nt
Organism: Aspergillus terreus NIH2624
Lineage: Eukaryota; Fungi; Ascomycota; Eurotiomycetes; Eurotiales; Aspergillaceae
Product: putative C2H2 finger domain protein
Exons: 4
Coding region: 1-855 (284 amino acids)
Biological process (GO): regulation of transcription by RNA polymerase II
Cellular component (GO): PcG protein complex; transcription regulator complex
Molecular function (GO): DNA-binding transcription factor activity, RNA polymerase II-specific; RNA polymerase II cis-regulatory region sequence-specific DNA binding
Source: RefSeq, a predicted model, not a curated record
AUGGCGCCAGGAAGCGGACGUGAUUUCAACUGCUCCUGGGAGGAUUGCGGAAAAUCCUUCAACCGCAAGUCCGACCUCUGCAGACACUAUCGAAUACACACCAACGAACGUCCGUAUCACUGCAUGUUCAAGGACUGCAACAAGAGCUUCAUCCAGCGGAGUGCCUUGACCGUGCACUCUCGGACACACACCGGCGAAAAGCCCCAUGUCUGCGACCAUGAGGGUUGUCACAAAGCCUUCUCCGAUUCCUCGAGUCUGGCGCGCCAUCGCAGAAUCCACACCGGCCGUCGGCCGUAUAUCUGCCAGGAACCCAUUUUCUGCCGCAAAACCACCCUCACCAAACACCAAAACCGCUCCCACCCUCCCGGAGCCAUGCACCGCACCCCCUCCGAAGACCUCACUCCCGAUCGAUCCUACCAGCCGCCCGUCACCGCCGUCCCCCACGACCAGUACCUGCUCGCCCAGCAGCCCUACUACCCGCCGACGUCCACCCCCACCACCCACGAAUUCUACCCGCCCCAGCCCAUCCAGAUCACCCAGGUGCCCGCCGUGCAGGAGGCGGCGGCAGCACCCCCGCCGCCCAUCGUGACGCACAGCAUGCCCGUGCCACCGGCGCCGGUGGAUGUGCAGCACGCCCAGCAGCAGUACAUGCAGCUGAUGCAGCAACAACGGUAUGAAUCCGCGCGUCCGGGGUAUGUGUCGCCGGAGUUUCAGCCUGCGUUUCAGGCCGGCGUCCCGCCCAUCGAGGGUCAUGCGCUUAUGGUGACCUACCCCCAGAAUUUUGCCUACAAACAGCAGACGCGCCUGCUGAACCAGCCCGAGGGCACCGACUGGGGGUUCCUGGGGGUGGGCUGA